AUAUUGCUUCCAAGAUUGGAUCUGAUGAGGAAGUUACCUUCGAAGACAUCGCACGAAGAUGCAACCUCGAUGUGCAGGACGUUCGCAGACUUCUCCGUCUUUCCGUCGCUUUUCACGCUUUCGAAGAACCAAAGGAUUGUAUUGUGAAGCAUUCCGCCGUUUCAAGAUUUCUUGUGGACUUUCCACUAGCAAAUCAAUGAAUCGGUCACUUCUGCGAUGAGGUGUGGCCGGCCGGGUGCAAGACAAUCGAAGCAAUCUCCCACUGGCCGGGCUCGCAGGAGCCCCACGAGGCGGCUUUCACUCUGCGACAUUAGUCGGGACGCGGGUUUUUUGAUGACCUACGAGAAAAUCCCGACCGCGCCUCGUGAUUCUCAGGCGGUAUGCGAUUUCUGAAAACAACUCCAGAGUUCGACAUCGCACACUUGAUCAGAGACCUGGCGUGGGAUACUCGGAAGUGUCCAGGUCUUGUGGUUGAUGUUGGUGGAGGUGAUGGCUCCAUUGCUGCUGCUCUUGUGCGCAAGUUUCCGUCAGUCAAAUGUAUCGUUCAAGAUGUUGCAAGUCCAACCUGCACCGCGAGCGUUCCAGAUGCGUGGAAAGACCGACUCCAAUUCCAAUGCCACAACAUGUUCACAGAGCAACCUGUCCAGAGCGCUGAUGUCUAUUUCUUUCGCUCCACUUUCCACGACUGGUCAGACAAGUACGCAAUCCAGAUUCUACGGAACCUCAUUCCUGCACUGAAGAACGGUGUAAGAAUAAUUGCCAACGAGGUAUGCAUUCCCACUCCGAACACUUCCCUCAUCUCAGGCUCAGCUGUUGUGCACUUUACUUACAAAUUUCAAAGGGGAUACGACCUGACAAUGAAACAACUAUUCAACUCAAAGGAACGUAGUGCACAGGAAUGGAUGGACCUUUUCGCAGCGGCUGACAAUCGGUUCUCGCUCGAAAGAAUUAUUAGCUCGCCUGGCUCUAUCCUGGCGGUUAUCGAAGGAAAGCGAUAG
This is a messenger RNA of Mytilinidion resinicola, 998 nucleotides long. RefSeq names its product S-adenosyl-L-methionine-dependent methyltransferase. NCBI's taxonomy places the organism in Eukaryota, Fungi, Ascomycota, Dothideomycetes, Mytilinidiales, Mytilinidiaceae. Bases 381 to 998 code for a protein of 205 amino acids. The record is from RefSeq and is a predicted model, not a curated record. Gene Ontology annotation, molecular function: O-methyltransferase activity. The transcript is spliced from 3 exons.